This is a messenger RNA of Colletotrichum destructivum, 957 nucleotides long. RefSeq names its product Putative metallopeptidase, catalytic domain superfamily. The record is from RefSeq and is a predicted model, not a curated record. Lineage: Eukaryota; Fungi; Ascomycota; Sordariomycetes; Glomerellales; Glomerellaceae. The transcript is spliced from 2 exons. The coding region runs from base 1 to 957 and encodes 318 amino acids. Gene Ontology annotation, molecular function: metallopeptidase activity.
AUGUCACUCACAACAUGGAUGACCUCUUUCCUCAUUCUCUCGACUCUGAACUUUGGGCACAUAUUCGCUGCUCCCAGUUCCGCCGAGCAUGACCUGCUUUCACGCAAUGCCAAGCGAGAAUUGAAGUCGUGGGUUGCCGUAGGUUCAGAGGGACCAUGGCCGUGCAGUGACAGCCAGUUGGAAAAGAUCAAAGGCGCAGUAGACGACGCAAAAGCCCUUGCGAACGCGGCAAUUUCCGCCUUGAAUGAUCAUGGGGCGUCUCGAGAGCCUACAAACGUUGGUUUGGUGGUAAGUUGCCCGGAUCUCGAUUUCCCCUCACUCCCAGUGAGUGGUUUCGAACGAGUAUUAAUCGAAUGCUGUUCGUCACAAUCAGACAGCGUCGCUCAUGGCCUAACUCCCGAAACCAUCAAAAAAAAGCACUACCAAACUGUACUUGCGGAACUACGCCCGCCCACAUCCGCCACUCUCAAACAUCCCGAGCAAGACGGCCCAGACCCAAAAAGACUGGUAUUUGGCUGUCCAAAGGCCAAAAGUUCGUUGUGUCGCAAUAACCCCAGAUCAGCUGGCGCGAUCGACGCUGACAAACCCCCGGUUAACGCUGGCAAAAGCGCGGUCGACGGUGACAUAGGCGCGGCCAAGGAUGUCAAACCCUUCACUGUCAAUAUUAUAAUCCUCUGCCCGGCUUUCUUUGAGGAAGUCAGCCAGUCAGAGAUGAUAUCCAACUGGAAAAAGAAAGAGAGAGAUUACACACCCUCGGCAGGCUUGGUAUUGCUACACGAGACGCAGCAUAUCUCUGCCAUUGUGGGUGCAGACAGCGUCCUCGAAGACAUCGGGUACUCGAUCAGAGAAUGCCGAAUUAUCAAGGACGAGUACCAGAUCAAGAACGCCCGGAACUACGCAUUUUUCGCUUUGGAUGUGGCUGCAAACCCUCCUCAGUCAAAGGCACCGAAGCUAUAG